ACAGGAAUCAUAUGAAUCUGCUGAACACCAGGGGGAAUAAUACGUGCCAAAGGUACAUAUUGUAGAUAACUCAUUGAAUGCCCAUCCGAUAUUAAGCCGUUGCAAAUCCGUUGCACGAACCACUAGGAAUGAACAGCGCAUGCAGAGCAGGUAUACUUACAUUUCAUGGUAACUUGCCAGUUAUAUGAAAGGCCAUCUACUUUGGGCGGGUUUGGCUUACUUGCAGAUAGGAUGUGUGGCCUACAAAUUAACUGUUGAAUAUAGUUCAGGGUGAGUUCAUUGCUAAAAGGUCCAGGGGUUACUCCUACUUAUAAAAUGCAUGCCUGAUAUCAAAGACACGUAUCAAGCUCCUCGCAGAUGCAAUAUUUAAUAGUUUUUGCUAAUAAUUAAUAUUAUGGAGAUGAUUGAGAUAGUGCAGGUAAUUGGACUUUUCCUAGGUUUUGGAGGAUGGAUAGUUACCAUGGUGUCACUGCAAGACCAGUAUUGGAAGGAAUCGACGACGGAGGGGAGUGUGAUCACCACAUCCACCAUUUAUGAAAACCUAUGGAUGUCUUGUGCAAGCGACUCCACUGGGAUCUAUAACUGCCGGGAUUUCCCCUCUCUUUUUGCACUUCCAGGAUACAUACAGGCGUCCCGGGCACUGAUGAUCGCGGCCAUCGUCUUCGGGACGUUUGGCCUGGCGGCCUCGCUGGCAGGAAUACAGUGCACCAAAAUAGGAGGGGACAACUACGCCCUCAAAGGACGCAUCGCUGCCAUCGGCGGCGUCUUCUUCAUCCUACAAGGACUGUGUACCAUGAUCGCCAUUUCCUGGUAUGCAGCCAACAUUACACAGCAGUUCUUUGACGAGUUCUACCCAGGAACAAAGUAUGAGAUCGGAGAAGGUCUUUACAUCGGCUGGUCAUCAGGCGUACUGUCCCUCUGUGGAGGGGGAUGUUUAAUGUGCUCUUGCAAACUCGACACACCCGAGGAAAAAAGAGCGUACGUCCACCAGCCGCCUUCCAGGGGGAACCCCCGCUCUGCUGUCGGGUCCCCACAGCACGCCCCCUCGAUUAACUACGGACGCAACGCUUAUGUCUGAGUGGUCAAGUGACGAGGAGGGGCUGAACCCGUGUUGUUUGUUUGUUGACUGAUCAGGGAUUUACCAACCUGUUUAAUUAAUCCACAGGGUUGGUCCUUUAUUGUUUAUUGUGGAUUCAGGUGAAGCUCUAGCAACAGAACUACUGUUCUCUGUUCUGUUGACUAUUUAUUAUUACUAUCAACGGUCCACUUUUUUCAUUGAUCUAACAUGCUCUUGCCACUUGUAAUCCUUGGCUAUUUGCUAAUAAAACAAGGAUACUGCUUCAUAUGUAGUCCCAGUUGGAUAACGCAAACCCGGACCCAUGACCUCAACGGUCCGUAACAAUUUUCCUUUUUUUUUUGGGGAAUAUUUGGGAAUCUGGGAUACCCGCAGCACACUGUGUAUGAAUCAGUACUCUCGGCUAUUAGAAAAUAGCAGUGCGGGACUGUUCCCCUCUAGGCUGGACAUGAUGCGUGUUGGGAGUUUUGUCACACUCCCAAUAGGUACAUUUGAACCAUUUCAAAAGGUAUUCUGUCCUUAAUGUCAUUAAGGGAUUCUGAAUGAGAACCACUGCAAAUCAACCGUUUGAGAUAUUCCAACUGAGAGAGAUCUAUAGGUUAGCCAGACAACAUAGCAUUUGUCAGCUUCAUGCAUCUGGGAUGCCACCCAAAGAAAGGGGUUGGACCCAUGCAUCCACAAGGUGGACCGUAACACUGGCUUGGAUUUGCCCCAAACCAUCCUAGGUUUCGCAAUGACUGGCCAUCAAUUUAAUAUUCUUCUGGUUUUCGAAAUUAGUGCGCAAAAAUCUAUAUUAUGGUUGUCUAGCUUCCAUGAAGCCAUAAUACAAAAAAAUAUGAGAAUACAUGAUACAUAGCUGGCUGCAUGUCUCUGAACUGCUGUUGACUCCCAGUGCAGCAGAGAGGAGCAGGUUUUGAUGUUUCAUGCAAGGAGAGAUGUGUGUGUUUCCUUAAAUCAGCUCUUUCACUAGGCAUAAAAAGGUAUAUUAAGUUUAUAUUGCAGUGGUUCCUCAUGGGAGUCCACUUUGUAUUAAAUCUGUACUCCAUUUGCAAUGACGCCAAAACGUGUACAAUUUGCUGUUUUUUUUUAAUUUUUUUACAGUUGUAGAAGUUAUUUAUAGGGUCAGAAGAAAUCAAAUACAAAUAAAAAAUUGAUAUAU
Messenger RNA from Gadus macrocephalus (Pacific cod), 2234 nucleotides. Its product is annotated as claudin-15-like. Gene Ontology annotation, molecular function: structural molecule activity. NCBI's taxonomy places the organism in Eukaryota, Metazoa, Chordata, Actinopteri, Gadiformes, Gadidae. Gene Ontology annotation, biological process: bicellular tight junction assembly; cell adhesion. The record is from RefSeq and is a predicted model, not a curated record. The transcript has 5 exons. Gene Ontology annotation, cellular component: plasma membrane; bicellular tight junction. The coding region runs from base 395 to 1078 and encodes 227 amino acids.